This is a messenger RNA of Pelodiscus sinensis (Chinese soft-shelled turtle), 2623 nucleotides long. RefSeq names its product potassium voltage-gated channel modifier subfamily S member 1 (gene KCNS1). The record is from RefSeq and is a predicted model, not a curated record. NCBI's taxonomy places the organism in Eukaryota, Metazoa, Chordata, Testudines, Trionychidae. Gene Ontology annotation, cellular component: voltage-gated potassium channel complex; membrane. Gene Ontology annotation, biological process: protein homooligomerization; action potential; potassium ion transmembrane transport. Gene Ontology annotation, molecular function: protein binding; delayed rectifier potassium channel activity.
UCCGGCAGCCACGGGCAUCGACUUCGCGGAGCUGGGGAGCAGCCCCCUAGUCACAGAAUAAUGGGGCUUGAAGAGAUCUCAGGAGGCCAUCGAGUCCCUGGAUCCCUCUCCUCCUACGCGCUUGCCCCGGCUCCCCGUGGCCCAGCAGAUGCCCUGGGAAGCUCGCCGGCUCUGAGGCUGAACCAGCAGCAGCUCCACUGAUCAUGGUCAACAAGACCUUAAACUAUUGGGAUGCUGAUUUUGAGGACGAUGUCAUCAACAUUAAUGUCGGGGGUCUGCGACGGAGGCUCAGUUCCAGUGCUCUCUCUAAAUUCCCCAACACCCGGCUGGGGCGUUUGCUGUUGUGCGACUCGGAGGAGUCCAUCCUGCAGCUCUGUGAUGACUAUGAUGUGAGUGCCAGGGAGUUCUACUUUGAUAGAAACCCUGGCUUCUUCCUAUAUGUGCUGCACUUCUACCAGACCGGGAAGCUGCAUGUCAUGGAGGAGCUGUGUGUCUUCUCCUUCUGCCAGGAAAUAGAGUACUGGGGCAUCAACGAGUUCUUCCUGGACUCCUGCUGCAGCUACCGCUACCAUGAGCGCAAGCUGGAGAGCCGGCACUACAACUGGGACGACGAGAGUGAGGUCAGCAGCGUGGACACAUCCCCGGAUGAGAUCUUGGAUUUCAACCAUGACCUGCUCCGCUACAGCACCCUGCGCUGCGGCAACUUGCGCAAGCGCCUCUGGCUCACCAUGGAGAACCCAGGCUACUCCAUCCCCAGCAAACUCUUCAGCUUCGUGUCCAUAAGCGUGGUGCUUGUUUCCAUCGCCACCAUGUGCAUCCACAGCAUGUCUGAGUACCAGGUGCUCGACGAGAACGACAACUUGCUAGAUGACCCCAUCCUGCACAACCUGGAGUAUUUCUGCAUCGCUUGGUUCACCUUUGAAGUGUCCUCCCGCCUGCUCCUUGCACCCAACCUGAGGAAGUUUUUCAAGCACCCGCUGAACCUGAUUGACAUUGUCUCAGUGCUGCCCUUUUACUUCACCCUCUUGGUGGAAGUGACUCUGGGCAGUGACUCAGAGCUGGGGAACCUGGGCAAGGUGGUGCAGGUGUUCCGGCUCAUGAUUCACCUCUAUUGUUCGCUAGGGGCCACCUUGAAGCAUAGUUACAGAGAGGUGGGCAUCCUAUUGCUCUACCUGGCGGUGGGAGUCUCCGUGUUCUCCGGAGUGGCCUACACAGCAGAAAAGGAAGAGGACGUGGGUUUCGACACAAUCCCUGCUUGCUGGUGGUGGGGGACAGUCAGCAUGACAACUGUGGGCUACGGCGAUGUGGUGCCGGUGACCGUGGCCGGCAAGCUGGCAGCUUCGGGAUGCAUUCUGGGCGGGAUCCUGGUGGUGGCUCUGCCCAUCACCAUCAUCUUCAACAAGUUCUCCCACUUCUACCGCAGGCAGAAGGCCCUGGAGGCUGCCGUGCGGAACAGCGACAGGAAGGAACCCAAGGACUAUGAGAAUGAUCCCAGCCAGAACCAUGACUUGGAGGCUCUGGGGGAAGCCUUCUGGGAAGGAGGCAGAGAGGAGUUCCAUGAUCUAACCAGAGACACCCUUCCUGCACACUGAGUGCACUGAGACAGGAGAGUACAGCUCCUCCCUGGCACCCUCUGUCCUGGCAACGUGUGGCAGCAAGGACCUGGCUUGUACGCUACUUAUCCCUUCUCCCCUCACCGCCUCUCGCAGCGAAGUGAACAGAAGCAGAGAGUGCAGAUGCUGCUCACACAGCGCAUUGUCCUACCAGGACAAUGAAGCUACCAGAUCUAGAACAAGCAUGACUCUGUGUUAUCCAAACUCUCCAGAAAUCCAGCUGGCCUCUCUUAGCACACAUCACAAUGUUGGAUUUCAUCCCCUGUGGAGCAAGGGCCAUUCAGAGCCAAGGGCUCAAAGCAGUAUGCCCAUCAGGUGCCAGCUGUUUGCUGUCUUGAAUGGGGCAGCACUCAGCAGCUAUAUCCAUUUGGGCACUUCUUGAAUCACCGUAUUUACUGUGUUCAUGGCAAUGCUGUAAGUGCCCCCAAAAUGACCUAUAAGUGGGUGCCAGGAAAUCUGGGAUUAAACAUAAUGGACGAAGGCCUUGCCUACAUUAAAAGGAAGAUUGCAGCUGCCACAAUCAAUCUUCCAGAAUUCAGAGGGUCCCCCUGCCAGUGUCCAAUACUUCUUCUUUUGCAAGGAGAAAGAAAGGUGAUGGGAGCGUUUGCUCCUGUCGGCCUCCUGCUGUGGGGAAACCCCCAAGCUCGGCUUAAGGAAAACCGACUAAAGCUACAUAUUCGACGUAGCUGGAGUUGCGUACCUCAAGCUGAGCUGCCAGGUCUAGUGUAGAUUUGGCCUUAGAAAAGGAAACCAAAGGAAGAAACAGGGAGCCCUCAAUGUAUCCAACUGGCCUACAGGAAUGGUUGCCAAGAUCUUCAGUUAGCUAAGGGCAAUCAUCCUGCAACCUAAUGUUCUGUCACUGUCCAUCAUAAUGUUAACACAUAGGGUACGUCUAGACCAUAAGCCUCUUUCGAAAAAGACUGUCUAGACAGCCCCAAGUCUUUCGAAAAAGUGAGCCACUUUUUUGAAAGGAAGCACCCAGACAAUCUGGACACUCUCUUUCAAAAAAG